AUGGGUGAUGUUGAAAAAGGAAGGAAGGUUUUUGUUCAAAAGUGUGUCCAGUGCCACACUGUGGAAAAAGGAGGCAAGCAUAAGACUGGACCAAACCUCCAUGGUCUGUUUGGGCAGAAGACAGGCCAGGCUGCUGGAUUCUCUUACACAGAUGCCAACAAGAACAAAGGCAUCACCUGGGGAGAGGAUACCCUGAUGGAGUAUUUGGAAAAUCCCAAAAAGUACAUCCCUGGAACAAAAAUGAUCUUCGCUGGAAUUAAGAAGAAGGGAGAAAGGGCGGACCUAAUAGCUUAUCUUAAAAAGGCUACUAAUGAAUAAUUCCACUGCCUUAUUUAG
Rattus rattus (black rat) is the source of this 336-nucleotide messenger RNA. Its product is annotated as cytochrome c, somatic-like. Gene Ontology annotation, biological process: mitochondrial electron transport, cytochrome c to oxygen; mitochondrial electron transport, ubiquinol to cytochrome c. Bases 1 to 318 code for a protein of 105 amino acids. The record is from RefSeq and is a predicted model, not a curated record. Gene Ontology annotation, cellular component: mitochondrial intermembrane space. The transcript has a single exon. Gene Ontology annotation, molecular function: heme binding; electron transfer activity. NCBI's taxonomy places the organism in Eukaryota, Metazoa, Chordata, Mammalia, Rodentia, Muridae.